Messenger RNA from Anisakis simplex (herring worm), 321 nucleotides. The record is from the annotation of a GenBank genome assembly. Lineage: Eukaryota; Metazoa; Nematoda; Chromadorea; Rhabditida; Anisakidae.
AUGGCGUCAAGAAAAACGUUGAACCGUCGACCACGUCCCCAGCGCGCCACUAGCAAUGUUUUUGCUAUGUUUGAUCAAGCACAAAUUCAGGAAUUCAAAGAGGCUUUCAAUAUGAUCGACCAAAAUCGUGACGGUUUCAUCGAUGUGCAAGAUUUGCAAGAUAUGUUCGCCUCACUUGGUAAGGAAGUGAAAGAAGAUUUUCUCGAAAAGAUGGUGGAUGAACUGUUCCGUGAUGCACCCAUCAAAAAUGGACGAUUCGAUUACAUCGAAUUCACUCGAAUGCUGAAACACGGUACUAAAGAUAAAGACGAUGCCAACUGA